CCAAACCCGGAACAACAACGUUCGUGCAAAUGUGCACAGGUACUCGUACGUAAAAUUAGAGCUGCGAGAACAAAUUAAAGAUGCUUUACUGGAUGAACGGGAACAGCGGCAGCUCGGAGAACCUCGACAGCCUCAAUAACAUGUCCAAGACGGAGAUCCUGAGAGGAAUCGUCACCGAGAAACUGACAACAGCCGCGCAGGAAAUCUUAGCGGUGGUAGAGAGAACCGUAGCCGGGUACGAGGAGGAGGCUUCGGGCUUCAGACGGGAGAUCGACCGGCAGAGGAGGCAGCUGGAGGUUCUCCUGCAGCCUCGGGUCAAACUAGAGAAAAGAGCCCUGAACCCAGAUGUUGAAGGCCCUGAGGUGGAAGAAGAGGAGGAGGAGGAGGAGCAGCGGCGGCGGCGGCGCACACAUCAGUCAGGUGUGGAGGACACUGGGAGCCUGGGCCUCAUGUGGUUUGAUGAUGAUGAUGAUGAAGAGGGUGACGACGAAGAGCAGCAGCUGUCAGCACAACCGGCAACUAGCUCCAGAAAGAGACGAGAAGAUCUGAAGGACCCAGAUUAUCAAAUAAAAUCAAGGUCAUUUUCCCCCAGAGGCCGGUCUGACAGGAGAAGGCUCGGCAGACCUCGGAUCAUUGACACACAGGACCACAUCGAUCUCAAGAUCCGCAUCCUGGAGCACUCACAAGCCGAUAUGCUCUCAAGAAGCGUGUUUCAGAAAUGUCCGGUGCAGGAGCUGCAGUGUCCUCUGGGACUGCAGGAGGCGGACUUCCUCGACCUGCUGAGGUCCACCUUCCCUCAGCUAGCUGCUCAGAAACAUUUUGACUUCUUCACAUCCGACAGGAGCAGGAGGCUCCAGUCUCUGAGAGCAAAGACGCUGACACCAGAGGAGAUCUACAGGAGCAUCAGGCUCACCGGAGCAGGACACUCAGCCCUCUACAUCCGACUGAAGACAGGAGAGGAUCCCCAGACCAGCGGCAAAGACCUUCAUCCUGUACAGAGGCCAGAUGAUGCCACUAAAGACUCUCCACCCAGCUCCGCCACCAUGUCGGCUGAUGAAACCCAAACGUGCUCCUGGUUAUCAUCUCCCAGCAGUUCGUCUGGGAAGAGGAGGCGUGGCAGACCUCGCCUGGGUGAAGGACCGACUCACCACUUCCUCAAAGUGUGCAUGCUGGACGAUUCCCAGUCCGACGUCCUCUCAAAAAAUGUGUUUCAGAAAUGUCCGGUGCAGGAAUUGCAGUGUCCUCGUGGCCUACAGGAGGCGGACUUCCUGGACUUGCUGAGGUCCACUUUCCCUCAGCUGGCAGGAGACGACAAACGUUUUCACGUCUUCAAGUCCGACAGGAGCAGGAGGCUCCAGCGGCUCAAAGUGAAGACGCUGACACCAGAGGGAUCUACAGGAGCAUGAAGUCCACCGGCGUAGAAAAGACGCUCCUUUACAUCCGACUGAAGACAGGAGAGGAGGAGGAG
Micropterus salmoides (largemouth bass) is the source of this 1468-nucleotide messenger RNA. RefSeq lists its product as uncharacterized. NCBI's taxonomy places the organism in Eukaryota, Metazoa, Chordata, Actinopteri, Centrarchiformes, Centrarchidae. The transcript has 9 exons. The record is from RefSeq and is a predicted model, not a curated record. Bases 81 to 1406 code for a protein of 441 amino acids.